AUGCACUCUGGUGGUGGUGGCUUUUCCUUGUCCAAGUUGACGUCUGUUUUGAAGAAGAAGACGCAAUCGGACUUUGACAGAGUGAUUUCAGGAACCUCAAAAACCAGAGAGAAAUUGUCGUAUAUGGACGAAAUCUUAGGCUUGUGGCGAUUGGAAGAUUUGGACGAUACUUUAGACGACUUGGAGGAGACGUUGUUAUCGGUGGAUUUUGGACCAAAGACGGCGGGAAAAGUUUUAGAUACCAUCCGCGAGCUCGUGGAAGACGGGAAGAUUAAAACUGGUGAGGAUUGUAAGCGAGCGUUAAAAGAAACCAUCGUAAACAUUCUCGUUAACGAUGGAGGUGAUCCGACGAAAAUGAACGUUUCCGAUGACGAGAAGAUUCCGACUUGCGUUCUUAUCAUUGGCGUGAACGGCGGAGGGAAGACGACGACGAUUGGAAAGUUAUCGAACUGGUAUAAAAACGCUGGCGCGAAAGUGAUGAUGGUGCCGGGUGAUACGUUUCGUGCGGCUGCUGCGGAGCAGUUACAAACUUGGGCAGAUCGCACGGGGGCGAUUAUGUCAAAGAGUCCGCCAAACACAAAACCUGGAGCGGUUUCGUACAAGGCGGUGGAUGAAGCAAUUGCUAUGGGUGAUAUCGAUGUUAUUUUAGCGGACACUUCAGGAAGACUGCACACGAACUUGGAUCUGAUGGACGAACUCGUCGGCGUGAAGAGUUCGAUUAAAAAAAGAGAACCCUCGAUGCCGCACGAAGUGUUGUUAGUCUUGGACGGUACGACUGGUUUAAAUAUGUUGAAUCAAGCGAGAGAGUUUGGUCAACAAUUGGGCGUGACCGGGAUUAUUUUAACAAAAUUGGAUGGCACCGCGAGAGGAGGCGCAGUCAUCUCCGUCGUCGACGAGAUGAAAAUUCCGGUGAAAUUUGUCGGCGUUGGAGAAACCAUGGAAGAUUUACAAGUUUUUGAACCGCUUUCGUUCGUCGACGCGUUGUUUCCGGAGGAGGCGGGGGACGCAUAA
Messenger RNA from Bathycoccus prasinos, 1011 nucleotides. RefSeq names its product signal recognition particle-docking protein FtsY. The transcript has a single exon. Gene Ontology annotation, cellular component: membrane. The coding region runs from base 1 to 1011 and encodes 336 amino acids. NCBI's taxonomy places the organism in Eukaryota, Viridiplantae, Chlorophyta, Mamiellophyceae, Mamiellales, Bathycoccaceae. Gene Ontology annotation, biological process: SRP-dependent cotranslational protein targeting to membrane. The record is from RefSeq and is a predicted model, not a curated record. Gene Ontology annotation, molecular function: GTPase activity; signal recognition particle binding; ATP hydrolysis activity.